CGCCCCCUCCAACGCUCCGGCCAGGCCGGCAACAUGCUGCGAAUCCCUGCCUUCCGGGUGCUGGGACGCACCGGGGCCAGUAAGGUCUCUGGUGCCCGCCGCUGCAGUUCGCGUCCUCUGGGGGUCGGCGACGACGCCGGCGACGCGCGCGCCUUCUUUACAACACCCAUUUUCUACGUGAACGCGGCGCCGCACAUCGGGCACCUGUACUCGGCGCUACUGGCGGACGCUUUGUGUCGCCACCGUCGCCUCCGCGUCCCCAGCGCCACAGCCACGCGAUUCUCCACUGGCACCGACGAGCACGGCCUGAAGAUUCAACAGGCGGCAGCCGCUGCGGGGCUGGCUCCGUCCGAGCUGUGCGACCGAGUCUCCGGCCAGUUCCAGCAGCUUUUCCGGGAGGCCGGCAUCUCCUCCACUGACUUCAUCCGCACCACCGAGGCCCGGCACCGGACGGCUGUGCAGCACUUCUGGGGCGUCCUGAAGUCCCGGGGUCUGCUCUAUAAGGGGCUCUAUGAAGGUUGGUAUUGCGCCUCUGACGAAUGUUUCCUGCCUGAGGCUAAGGUCGCUCGGCAGCCGGGCCCAUCGGGGGAUUUAUGUCCUGUAUCUCUAGAGAGUGGCCAUCCUGUUUCCUGGACUAAGGAAGAAAACUACAUUUUCAGGCUUUCCCAAUUCCGGGAUCCGCUCUUACGGUGGCUACGCGGCGACCCUCAGACGAUCACUCCCGCUCCUUUCUACCAGGCGGUCCUUCAGUGGCUGGAGGAGGAGUUACCCGACCUGUCCGUCUCUCGCAGGAGUAGCCACCUGCACUGGGGCAUUCCGGUGCCCGACGACGAUUCACAGACCAUCUACGUAUGGCUGGAUGCUUUGGUCAACUAUCUUACUGUCAUCGGCUACCCAAAUGCCCAUUUCAGUUCUUGGUGGCCGACCACCUCGCAUAUAAUAGGCAAGGACAUUCUCAAAUUCCAUGCUAUUUACUGGCCUGCCCUUCUUUUAGGGGCCGGCCUGAGUCCACCGCACCGCAUCUAUGUUCACUCGCACUGGACAGUCUGUGGCCAAAAGAUGUCUAAGAGCUUGGGCAACGUGAUAGAUCCUAGGAAUUGCCUUGACCGCUAUACUGUGGAUGGCUUCCGAUACUUUUUGCUAAGGCAGGGCGUACCCAACUGGGACUGUGAUUACUAUGAUGAAAAGGUGGUUAAAUUGCUAGACUCUGAGCUGGCAGAUGCUUUGGGAGGUCUCUUGAACCGAUGCACUGCCAGUAGAAUAAAUCCUUCUGGGAUUUACCCAGCCUUCUGCACAAAUUGUUUUCCUAGUGAACCAGGGUUGGUGGGACCAUCAGUUCGUGUUCAGGCAGAGGACUAUGCUCUGGUGAACGCAGUCGCCUCUUUGCCCAAGCAGGUCACAGACUACUAUGACAACUUUCAGAUCUAUAAGGCUCUGGAGGCAGUGUCUAACUGUGUCCGUCAGACUAAUGGCUUUGUCCAAAGGCAUGCUCCAUGGAAGUUGAACUGGGAGAGUCCAGUGGAUGCUCCCUGGCUGGGAACUGUGCUUCAUGUAGCCUUGGAGUGUUUGAGAGUCUUUGGAACGUUGCUCCAGCCGGUCACCCCAAGCCUAGCAGACAAGCUGCUGUCUAGGUUAGGGGUCUCUGCCACAGAGAGGGGCCUUGCAGAACUCUAUUUCUUGCCUCGAUACUAUGGCCAUCCAUGCCCUUUUGAAGGGAGGAGGCUGGGACCUGAAACUGGUCUCUUGUUUCCAAGACUGGACCAGUCCAGGGCCUGGCUGGUGAAAGCCCACAGAACCUAGUAUCUUAGUUCUUACUGACUUGUGGUUAAAAAAAAGCAAAAGUGUUUUUUUUGUUUGCAUUUUCAGGAAAGUUAUACUAAUUUUUCUAGAUCGUUGCAUCAAAUGAGCACAUAAGCAAUGUUCCUGUGAAUCGAGUUUGUUGUCUUUCAGGUACCUACCCCCAGUUCUUUAGUUCUCAGUGCCCACUGUGUUUGUGUACCAGUGACCUGAAGAUGUCUCCAGUGCAAAGUUAACAACUUUGCUGAUACUGUUUUUAUCUCAUUGUGCCUCCUUCCAAAACAGUUAUUUGUCCAGAUUACCUCUCAUGGCUUGUUUUUUAUUAGCCGGGCUUCUUCUGGGCAAAUUAGUGGGUGAUGAAGGCCAUUACCUCAGGGUGUCCUACUUUGUUGUGUGUUGAGUGUUCUGUUUAAAACAGAUUAUUUUAUUUAACUUUAAAAACCAGUGUCUAGAUAUGUCCUGCCCAUUUUUAUGUUCUAACCACCUUGAUUAAAUCCAAUACAUUACGCUUUACAUUACACUUCAACCAGUAGAUGGCGCUAGCUUCUCACAGUGUUAACAUUAAGGCUUCAGAAUAUUUUCGGUUUCUUAUUUUGCAAAAUUUAAAAUAAUCUUUAUUGCUUUUCUUAAAGUAGGGGAUAAUAACAACCACUUCUACAUAAAUUUAAAAAGGAUCAUAAAUUUUCCAAGACUACUGAGAAAAUAGUAAAUAUAUUAAGUUUGUCCAGACUAUAAUAAAGCUCUGUGAGGUACUUUGAAUAUUCAGAAUUUUAAACCUUAAUAACAUGAAUUUACAGGUAUGAUUUAUAAAAAUCAGUAAAUUCAAAAGGGCAAUAUUUUAAAU
Molecule: messenger RNA, 2641 nt
Organism: Condylura cristata (star-nosed mole)
Lineage: Eukaryota; Metazoa; Chordata; Mammalia; Eulipotyphla; Talpidae
Gene: MARS2
Product: methionyl-tRNA synthetase 2, mitochondrial
Exons: 1
Coding region: 34-1800 (588 amino acids)
Biological process (GO): methionyl-tRNA aminoacylation
Molecular function (GO): methionine-tRNA ligase activity; ATP binding
Source: RefSeq, a predicted model, not a curated record